Molecule: messenger RNA, 1661 nt
Organism: Aspergillus sclerotioniger CBS 115572
Lineage: Eukaryota; Fungi; Ascomycota; Eurotiomycetes; Eurotiales; Aspergillaceae
Product: FAD-dependent oxidoreductase
Exons: 5
Coding region: 75-1505 (476 amino acids)
Biological process (GO): secondary metabolite biosynthetic process
Molecular function (GO): monooxygenase activity; FAD binding
Source: RefSeq, a predicted model, not a curated record
GAACAAACAACAAGUUCCUCAUCUGUUUUGUCAACUAUAGUAGAUUCAAUUUGUGAUUCUCAUCCAUCUUCACAAUGACCGUGACCACCGACUGCCCCAAGCGAUACCCGGCAACCGACAUCUCCGUCCUGAUAGUCGGGGCUGGAGUUGCAGGGCUCAUGGCUGCUCUUGAGUGCUGGCGGAAUGGACACAACAUUAGAAUCAUUGAGAGAUCCCCCGAGCAAGUCACUACAGGUGACUCCUUCACCAUCGGUCCCAGUGCAAUUCGCACACUGAACCAUUGGCCCAAGAUGGUCGAAGAGAAUGAGAAGGUCGCACACAAUCCAACUAUCUCAUUCCAUUCCUUAGACGGAACUCGUGUCACAGCCCCGAAGCACCUCGAUUACAAACAAGGUCAGGAUUCGAAGAAUGUGCCAGGACAGGUCCAUCGCCACUGGAGACCCCAAUUCCACGCUAUGCUUCUGAAACAACUCUCUGCCAUCGGUGUCGAUGUCGAGUAUGGCCACCGGGCAGUGAAAUACUUCGAAGACGGCCCUACAGGGCGCGGGGGUAUAGUUCUCGAGAAUGGCGAUCGAAUGGACGCAGACAUUGUUAUUGCAGCUGAUGGUGUCGGAAGCCGUUCGACCAGAGUGACAAUGGGACGGGAGAUCAAGGCACGGCCUUCCGGGGAAGCUAUGUAUCGGACUGCUUUCCCGGUCGAGAUAGCCAUGGCUGAUCCGGUGGUUCGAGAGCGGUUCCCGAUGGUUGAAGGCGACGAAGGGUCGAUUGAGCUUUGGGUUGGUGAGCAAGUUCGCUUCUUCAUCGGCAGAACCGCAGACACCAUAUCUUGGAUCCUCUCUCACAAGGACUACGCAAACGCCACCGAAUCAUGGUCCCACAACUCCAACCCGGAAGACGUGCUCAAAAUAACCGCAACCAUCCCGGACUGGCCGGAGGCAGCAGACCGAUUAAUCCAACUCACCCCCAAGAACCGCCUCCUGCAUUUCCGCGUGAUGUGGCGCGACCCCCAACCAUCGUGGGUUUCACCUGCAGGACGUAUCGUGCAGAUCGGCGAUGCCGCACACACAUACGUUCCUGCAUCUGGCAACGGUGCUACGCAGGGGAUCGAAGAUGCCGUAUCGCUAGCUACCUGUUUGCGGAUGGCAGGGAAGACGGACGAGAUUCCUUGGGCAUUGAGGAUUCAUAAUAGACUACGCUUUGUGCGAGUAUCCUGUCUCCAGAAGCUAGGACUCAUCAACCAGAAGGGUUACUCUCAGGCUCUUUCUAAGGGUGACCAUACACCCAAGGGGAUUCAGUAUCUGACGGCAGAGUGGAUCUGGGGACACAAUCCAGAGACAUAUGCCGAGGAACAUUAUAACAAGGUGCUGGAUCAUCUACAGCAGGGAACCCGGUUCCAGGAUACGAAUAUCCCUCCCGGGCACGUCUAUCGGGAUUGGACUAUUGAUGAGAUAUUGAGUCAACUGGAAAGGGGGGAGGAAAUUGAAUUGAAUGGAGACUGGGAGUAGGUCGAUACAUAUUAUGGGUGGAAUUUGUAUACCAGAGGCAUAUUUGUUUAUAUGGAUGGUAUUGGCUUGUUUUGAUUGAUAUAAACAUGCUAACAAUGUAAUGAAAUUGGGAAUCAUGUACAAGAAACCUCAAAUAGUUGGUAUAUAAAGCAAAUC